Messenger RNA from Sinocyclocheilus rhinocerous, 2103 nucleotides. RefSeq names its product opsin-5-like. The record is from RefSeq and is a predicted model, not a curated record. Gene Ontology annotation, molecular function: G protein-coupled receptor activity. The transcript has 6 exons. The coding region runs from base 592 to 1776 and encodes 394 amino acids. Lineage: Eukaryota; Metazoa; Chordata; Actinopteri; Cypriniformes; Cyprinidae. Gene Ontology annotation, biological process: G protein-coupled receptor signaling pathway. Gene Ontology annotation, cellular component: membrane.
UAAACCCAUUGAUUUCUCCACAGCUCUCCCAGCUUGGUCAGAAAUAGGAGGAGCAUUGAAGUCCAGUUAUCCACCCUUCUCGAAACUGAAAUCAAGAUCUUUUCUGUUGUAUUCCAUUAAAACCCCUCUAACUUCAGAAUCACUCAUAUUCCAUGUACUUUAUACUGUUUUCCUAUACUAUUUAAUUCAAUACUAAAGGUUCCCAACAAUAAAGUCUUACGCACCAAUUGCACUUUGUUUUCUUUCUAUGAGUACUUUGGGUCAUCAGCAUAUGAUUUAGACAUCUUAUGCCUCAUCAUGGGCUUAUUGACGUCGGGUGAGUUCAAGAGUAGAGGUAAAUGCCUUAAGUGGUUUGGUGACUGACGAGAACUGUCCCAAAAAUCUCAGUCUCUAAAGUCUUUAACAAGAUAAGGAAAUUACACUUAGUCUUGUUCAACACUGGUGCUCUAUUACAGUUCAGAUGUUUGCUUAAGUGUAGAUUGAGGGUAUUCGGUCUAGUCUGCUAGAUCUUCCACCAAUGAAGAGAGCAAGACUGUGAACCCUAGCAAACGUCGCCCUGAGAUGAGUCCAACCUAACGAUUUUCAUUGAAGAUGGACAUCCACAAUAUUCUUCCCUCAAAUGUCACCGUCUACCGAGUGCCGGAUGGAAAAGAAACGGCUAUUGGUGUCUAUUUGGUGAUACUAGGAUGGCUUUCUUGGAUUGGAAAUGGGGUUGUAAUAUUGCUUUUAAUCAAGCAAAGAAAGUCUCUCGAACCACAGGAUUUCUUGACUCUCAAACUUGCAGUUUCUGAUGCCAGCAUUGCUAUUUUUGGUUAUUCUCGUGGAAUCCUUGAGGUUUUUGAUGUGCUCAGAGAUGACGGCUAUCUUAUAAAGACAUUUUGGACUUGCAAGAUGGACGGAUUCCUAAUCCUGCUCUUCGGACUCAUCAGCAUCAACACACUGACAGCCAUCAGUGUCAUCCGCUACAUCAAAGGUUGCCAGCCUCAGCAUGCUCAUCACGUCAGCAAGCGUAAUAUCUGCUUGGUCAUAACUGCUAUCUGGCUGUGCUCUCUGUUCUGGGCUGGGGCAAGAUCACUGAAGUUCAUUUCUUCUGCAGCUCAUGGGUAUGGCACGUGCGAAAUCGACUGGACACAAGCGCUGUACUCAGUUCUGGUCAAGCUCUACGUCAUCAGCAUUUUCUUCUUCAACUUCUUUGUGCCACUGUUUGUCAUAGUUUUUACAUAUGUGUCCAUCAUCCGCACAGUCAACUCCAGCCACAAGUCCAGUCGGGGAGGAGAUAUCAGCGAGAGGCAGAGAAAGAUUGAACGUAGCAUCACACGGGUCUCCCUCAUUCUGUGUGCUGCCUUCCUGUUGGCCUGGUCCCCGUAUGCAGUCAUUUCCAUGUGGUCGGCCUGGGGUUACCAAAUGCCCCCACUCAACAGCAUCCUGGCCAGCCUCUUUGCCAAGUCAGCGAGUUUCUACAAUCCGUUUAUCUACAUUGGCAUGAGCUCUAAGUUCCGGAAGGACCUGCAGGCUCUGUUCUACUGCCUCAGACCCACAUCAGCGCACAGGCACACCCCUCCUGUGCCAUUGGCCCGGGCUGGUGAUGUGCAGCUUGACGUCAACGGCUUUAAGGAGGAUGAGCCAGUGGACCAUAAUGCAAGUGAAAACAUACAGGAGGGAAAGGCAGAGAGUUCUCCUGAAUCAGAAAGCCAGCUUAGGCCCUUACCAGAGUCCAGCAGGAGUGUCAGUCCUCAUGGAUUAAUGAGGAAACUCAGCGACUCUGGAAGACUUUAGUUGUCUUUUAUGUUAGUUUAUGCCCUCUGAAUGUUUAUAUAAGAUGAUGAGAAUAAUAUUAGGAUAAUACAGUACAUUAACUGUCUCUAUUAUCUUAAUUUCACAACAAAUAGCUACAGAAUGGGACACUCCAGGCUACUAGUGAGUCACGUUGUCUACAAAUGCUUCAUGUUGAGCGUGAGGUCAUUGUGUGAAUCCAAUAAAUUCGAGGUUAAAGGUUUUAUGUCACUUCAUCUCUGUCUCUGAGGCUUGUAAAGUGUUGACACAUUUAAUGGCACGUCUGUAUUACAUCCUUCCCAAUUUAGGGUUGUUGAAGAUUCUUCUCCC